AUGAGGCUCUCCACCCUCCUCGUCGCCGUGGUCGCCACCAUGGGCACUCUCACCCUCGCCAAAGACAAUCGCAGCGAGUGGGACAAAGUCCCCCACGAAUGCCAGUACUGCUGGCUCAAGGUCGACACUUGCAGAAAGUUGUGCCAGGAUGGCCUGGCGCCGUGCGCGUACGAGUGCCAGAUCAAGACGUGCAUGCAGUAUACCAUGUGCAAGAAGUGUCCUGACCAGUUGCCGGCGUGCAAAUACGCAAAGUUGGAUGGAUGA
Molecule: messenger RNA, 264 nt
Organism: Exserohilum turcica Et28A
Lineage: Eukaryota; Fungi; Ascomycota; Dothideomycetes; Pleosporales; Pleosporaceae
Exons: 2
Coding region: 1-264 (87 amino acids)
Source: RefSeq, a predicted model, not a curated record